UGGAAUCGAGAGGGAAAAUUGGAAUUUUAAAUUGGAUUUCGCCCGCUUCAGUUGAACCCUAAUCCGAAGGUGGUGAUUUCCAAAACAAGAGAGUGAAAUGUCGAGAUUUGAUUACCCAACACUCCCUCGACAAGACAUCAUCGCUGUAUUAGCGGAAGCUCAAAUAGCGUCUGUCUCCGACGAAGAUCUCAUCAAACCCACCCCCGACUUUGUCACCAAACUCUACUCCAGCAUUCUUCUCCAUAUCGAUACUCUACAGGAUGAUCAUGACCAGGUGGAUUUCUCCGCUCUGGAACACCUUGAGAACCCGGAUCUUCAUGUCGACUCUUUUCGGACCAUUAAUUUGUUUCAUAAGAUAAGGGACAUGUUGGCUGCUUUGGAUUGUCCAGAGAUAUUUACUCUAAGGGAUUUGAUCAAGCCUGACCCUGAUCGCACCCGCUUCUUUGUCGGAGCCAUCCUCAACUUUUGUCUUCACAGGGACACUAAAUUAAAUGCUAUAAGGCCGAUUGUGGAAGAUCUGACUCUCAUUGAUGAACAACGGCUUGCUCUGGAGGCUAGAAUAUCUCAGUUAAAUGAAGAGAUUGCAGUACAAAAUGAAUCAAGAGAAAGGGAGAUGCCUUUGGUUCAAGAAAUAGAUUCUAAUGUUAAGGAACUGAGGCAAACAAUUUCUGGUCUUAACAAUCACCAAAUGUCCUUGAAGGCCUCAAUAAGAAAACUUAAGGAGAGGGCUAAAGAGAUAGAUGAAAAGAUUUCUAAUGCAGACUUUGCAUUGGUACAAGCUGUUCAUGACAAUGCCAAUUUGCGUUCUAAGAUUGUCCAAUCACCGGAUAAGCUUCAGAGAGCACUGGAGGAAAAGAAAUCAUUUCAAGCUGAGAUAAGGAAUGCUGAAAGAGCAGCAAUGCAGUCUUUUCAAAAUAAAACUGCAAUUCUUGAGGUUUAUACAAAGGCUUACAAGAAAAUGUCCAAGAACUUCAAUCAGAUGCAGGCUAUACAGGAGCAGGUUAAUUCAACUAAAUCUAUUGAGAAAGAUGUUAAGGUUCUCAAACUAAAGCUGAGUGAUGAAGAAGUACAGGAAAAGUCCCUUGAAGCUAAACUAGUUGAAAGGCAAGGAAAAGCGGACCAAUUGGAAGAAUUAAGAAAGCAAUUAGAGAAAGAAAGAAAUCUUAGUUUUGAGGAGGCUGCCAAAGAAUUGAAAAAUGUAAAGUUGGAAGUGGAAUCAAAGAGGCAUGGUCUUGAAGCUAGGCAAAAUGACUUGGAAGGUGUACUUGCAGAGGCGGAUGCAAUAACUGAAAAAAUUAACUCAGUAAGGGAGUCUGGAGCAUCAAAAUGCCAAGAAUUGGACCGUAAUUGCGAAGAAGUCAUAGCAGAGUUUUAUCGCCACUCAAACUCAAUCAAAGACUUGCUACCGGACAUUGAAGUGGACGAGACAAGUGUUGAGAAAAGGAGUUGAUCUUUAACUAUAUCUUACUCUUAUAU
Molecule: messenger RNA, 1476 nt
Organism: Solanum verrucosum
Lineage: Eukaryota; Viridiplantae; Streptophyta; Magnoliopsida; Solanales; Solanaceae
Product: kinetochore protein NUF2 homolog
Exons: 11
Coding region: 98-1450 (450 amino acids)
Biological process (GO): mitotic spindle organization; kinetochore organization; meiotic chromosome segregation
Cellular component (GO): Ndc80 complex; kinetochore
Molecular function (GO): protein-containing complex binding
Source: RefSeq, a predicted model, not a curated record